UACCUUGAGCAAAAUAACAAGGCGCCAAAUUUAUUCCCGUAGAUUUUUGCUACACAUGGGUUAGAUUAAUCUUCUGCGGAUCUCAGCAUUUAGUAAACAGAGUCGGAACACGGCUGUUCGGCAUCAUGGCGGUCCCGUUCGUGCAGGACUGGGACCUGGUUCAGACUCUGGGAGAAGGAGCCUACGGAGAGGUGAGGCUGCUGGUGAACAGACAGACCGAAGAGGCCGUCGCGGUGAAGGUCAUCGAUACGUCUCAGUCUAAAGAGUGUGCCGACAACGUCAAGAAGGAGGUGUGCGUCCAUAAGAUACUCAACCACCCCAACAUUGUGAGGUUUUUUGGUCACCGGAAGGAGGGGCAGAGUGUUUAUCUUUUCCUGGAGUACUGCACCGGAGGAGAGCUCUUUGACCGUAUCGAGCCUGAUGUGGGGAUGCCAGAGCCGGAUGCUCACAGGUUUUUUCAGCAGCUGAUAGCAGCUGUGGAGUACCUCCACAGCCUUGGCAUCACCCACAGAGACAUAAAGCCUGAGAAUAUUUUGCUGGAUGAUAAAGACAACCUGAAGCUGACAGAUUUUGGCCUGGCCACCAUGUUUCGGUUUAAAGGGCGAGAGCGCCUUCUGAACCGUCUCUGCGGGACUCUUCCCUACGUCGCUCCUGAGCUUCUCAGCCAAUCAGAGUACAGAGCUCAGCCUGCAGACAUCUGGGCCUGUGGCAUCGUCCUGACCGCCAUGUUGGCUGGAGAGCUGCCCUGGGAUCAGCCGACCGACAGCUGUCAGGAGUUCUCAGACUGGCUUCAGAAGAAAACGUACCUACCUCCCUGGAAGAAGAUACAACCUCUGCCUCUUAGUUUGUUAUCCAAAAUAUUACACCCUGAUCCAGAUGCACGGAUCUCAGUUCCUGACAUCAAGAAAGAGCGCUGGUUUACUCAAGGUUCUCAGAGAUCAGGAGGGAACAAAGUUCUUCGAGCUGAAGUAGAUCUUAAAUCUCGGGCGAACAGCGACGACAGGAUGCAGUUUUCCAGCUCGCAGCCGGACUUGGCGGCAGGCGGUUGGGAGGCCAUGUUGUUAAUCGGCCCCGCUGACGGACAGGUCAGCCUCUCCCAGCCGACCAAACCUGAGCACAUGUUGCUGGGGACUCAGAUGGUCAGCACGCCGGGGGCCAGUCAGUCUCCCUGGCAGAAACUGGUGAGAAGAAUGACCCGAUUCUUCACCAGCGUGAACGCCGAUGCCUCCUUAUCUGCCCUGAAGGAAGUCUGCGACGGCAUGGCAAUCGCCUUUAAACUCACCUGCACCAAACAGGUGACCGUGAGCACGCUGGACAAACGCAACAGCAAACUCAUCUUUAAGGUCCACUUACUGGAGAUGAAUCAGAGAGUUCUGCUGGAUUUCAGGCUGUCCAAGGGCGACGGUCUGGAGUUCAAGCGUCUCUUUGUGAAGAUAAAACAGAAACUGGGCGACGUCGUCAGCACUCAGAAGGUUUUACUCUUCACCGUGUGA
This is a messenger RNA of Nematolebias whitei (Rio pearlfish), 1493 nucleotides long. It is a transcript of the gene chek1, whose product is annotated as checkpoint kinase 1. Gene Ontology annotation, molecular function: protein serine/threonine kinase activity; ATP binding; tau-protein kinase activity. The transcript is spliced from 14 exons. Lineage: Eukaryota; Metazoa; Chordata; Actinopteri; Cyprinodontiformes; Rivulidae. Gene Ontology annotation, cellular component: cytoplasm. The record is from RefSeq and is a predicted model, not a curated record. Bases 126 to 1493 code for a protein of 455 amino acids. Gene Ontology annotation, biological process: protein phosphorylation; microtubule cytoskeleton organization; DNA damage checkpoint signaling.